AUCUCCGACAGUGUGCGUGUCAGACCAGAGAGAUAUACAAUCAUACCUGUACCGAAUCCAUUUGUUGUGCCUGGCGGAAGAUUCCGCGAAAUCUAUUACUGGGACAGCUUUUUCAUCAUCAAAGGACUUCUAGCUUCGCAUAUGUAUGUAACAGUACGCGGAAUGAUCGAAAACAUGCAAUAUCUCAUUGAAGAAUUUGGUUUUGUUCCUAAUGGCAAUCGUAUCUACUAUCUGAAUCGCUCUCAACCUCCACUACUUACCUGGUGCGUCCAUGCUUACUACAUGGCUACGAAUGAUCUGGAAUUCGUAACGAAGCUUCUCCCAACUCUGCGCAAAGAGGUUGGUGUAAAAACGUUCGAACUGGAUAUUCUUUACCCCCAUUUGAAUGCCACACCGAUCUAA
Messenger RNA from Strongylus vulgaris, 402 nucleotides. The record is from the annotation of a GenBank genome assembly. Lineage: Eukaryota; Metazoa; Nematoda; Chromadorea; Rhabditida; Strongylidae.